Messenger RNA from Aspergillus aculeatus ATCC 16872, 1611 nucleotides. RefSeq lists its product as uncharacterized. Lineage: Eukaryota; Fungi; Ascomycota; Eurotiomycetes; Eurotiales; Aspergillaceae. Gene Ontology annotation, molecular function: amino acid transmembrane transporter activity. Gene Ontology annotation, biological process: amino acid transmembrane transport. Gene Ontology annotation, cellular component: membrane. Bases 1 to 1611 code for a protein of 536 amino acids. The record is from RefSeq and is a predicted model, not a curated record. The transcript is spliced from 3 exons.
AUGACACCCCCCAUGCAACAUCAUGCCCAUGGGUUACAGCGUCGCCUGGAUAACCGACAGAUCCAGCUGAUUGCGAUUGGCGGCUCGAUUGGGACUGCGGUGUUCGUGAGCAUCGGCACGGCCCUCACCAAGUCCGGUCCGGGCAGUCUACUGCUCGCGUACAUCAUCUACAGCUGCAUGCUCUCGCUGGUGAACAACUGCAUCGCCGAGAUGUCCACGUACAUGCCCGUUGGCGGGGGAUUUAUCCGUCUGGCCGGCCGGUGGGUGGACGACGCCUUCGGGUUCAUGGCCGGGUGGAACUUCUUCUUCUACGAAGCGCUGUUGAUUCCCUUUGAGAUCACGGCGCUGACCGAGGUGCUGGCCUUCUGGAGCGAUCACAUUCCCACCGCGGCCGUCUGCGUGGCGUGUAUUGUACUAUAUGCAUCCCUUAACGUCCUCGCAGUUCGAGCCUACGGAGAGGCCGAAUUCUGGCUCUCCGGCGGCAAGGUGAUCCUAUUUUUCGUCUUGUUUCUGUUCACCUUCAUCACCAUGGUGGGCGGCAACCCGCGGGGCGAUGCGUACGGCUUCCGCUACUGGAACACCCCGGGCGCGUUCGCGACGCAUCUGGCGACGGGGGCGCUGGGCCGGUUUGAGGGGUUUCUGGCGGCGCUGUGGGCGGCGUCGUUCGCCUGCGUGGGGCCGGAGUACAUUUCGAUGGUGGCGGCGGAGAGCAAGCACCCGCGGCGGUAUAUCAAGAACGCGUUCAAGACGGUGUACUGGCGGUUCGGGGUGUUCUUCAUCGGGAGCGCGCUCUGCGUCGGGGUGGUGGUGGCGUACAACGACGCGAACCUGGUGGCAAUCACGACGGGGGCGUCGGCGGGGGCGGGGUCGGCGUCGGCGUCGCCCUACGUGAUCGCGAUGGGCAACCUGGGGGUCAGCGUGCUGCCGCACAUUGUCAACGCGCUGCUCGUGACCAGCAUCUUCUCGGCGGGCAAUACGUACACCUACACGGCGACGCGGGUGCUGCACGGCCUGGCCGUCGAGGGCCGUGCCCCGCGCAUCUUCCGGCGCUGCACGCGCCACGGCGUCCCCAUCUACUGCUUCGGCGUCGUGAUGCUGUUCCCUUUCUUGUCCUUCCUGCAGCUCUCCAACAACACCGCUACCGUCCUGAGCUGGAUCAUCAACCUGACCACCUCCGCCGGCGUGAUUAACUACAUCGUCAUGACCACGACGUACAUCUGCUUCUACCGCGCGUGUCAAGCCCAGAAUUUCGACCGCGCCCAGCUGCCCUACCGCGGAUGGUUCCAGCCCUGGAGCGCGUACAUCGGCCUGGUCUGGAUGGUCUGCGUCGUGACGUGCUACGGCUACAGCAGCUUCAUGCCCUGGAGCGCGGCGGACUUUGUCACCUACUACACGAUGGUGAUCGUGGCGCCCGCGCUGUUCCUGGGGUGGAAGUUGUUGAAGCAGACCAAGUUCGUCCGACCGGAGGAGGCGGAUCUGGUCUGGGAGGCGCCGGCCAUUACGGCGUAUGAAGCGGAGUUGGAGGUCACGCAGCCGGCGGUGGGAUUCUGGGAGGAGAUGAUGCAGUCUCUGCGGAUGUUUUCGGUCUGGAAGGACAAAAUAAGUGAGUGA